Messenger RNA from Styela clava, 2157 nucleotides. RefSeq names its product QRFP-like peptide receptor. The record is from RefSeq and is a predicted model, not a curated record. Gene Ontology annotation, biological process: G protein-coupled receptor signaling pathway. Gene Ontology annotation, cellular component: plasma membrane. Gene Ontology annotation, molecular function: G protein-coupled receptor activity. Lineage: Eukaryota; Metazoa; Chordata; Ascidiacea; Stolidobranchia; Styelidae.
AUGGCUCGGAAUUAUCCCGAAUGCCAGUGGAUAUUUAAUUCCGAAUUUCUGACUCAAGAAGCUGACAGACUAAACGUCUCAGAGAGCGAAGUCGAGGGAGUUUAUCACGAAAAGUACGGACCAUGCGAAUAUAUUCCAUUUUCCUAUAAGACUGACGCCUAUAUAUACAGCAUCAUAGCAUGCUAUUGUAUCAUCAUACCUAUCGGGAUUCUGGGGAAUUUGACGGUGAUAUAUACCGUUUUAACGGUGGAUGAACUUAAAAACGUAGUCAAUCUGCUUUUGGUCGCUCUGGCAUGUAGUGAUUUGUUGAUGACAAUCGCAAUGCCAUUCACAUUCUUAUUCAACAUAUCGUAUUCAUAUUUAGCUUCAGAAGCAGCAUGUAAGGCGGUACCUGUGAUUCAAGGUACUGCUGUGAUGAGUGGCAUUUAUGCUCUGGUCCUAAUUUCGGUGGAAAGAUUUUACGCAAUUGUUCAUCCAUUUCAUGAUGCCAUUAUCAAGACUUCCUGCAGAGUUGCCCUGUCUGUAGCUUUAAUUUGGACUUUGUCUGCCUGCUUUCAAAUUCCACUGCCAAUCGUUUCUGAAGUCGACGAACUAUCUUACAUGAUCGGAUGGAACUCUACGCAAGAAGUCGACAACUGCACAGCAGAAGAAAUGAUUUGCUUCAGUAUAAAGCAACGUAUGUGUUAUGAAACAUGGGAUAUAUCUCAAGCACUCGUAUUUAGUUACUCAGUCCUUGUGGUGAUGUAUAUAAUUCCGUUGGCGCUAUUAACAUUUUUCUAUUCGCGAAUUGGUUAUGCUAUGUGGAAGCGCAAACCUGUGGGUGCUGAAGUCCGUUCCUACAAGCAACGACGGCGAUUAGUGGUUUUUCUGGUCGUUCUCGUUGUUGUCUUUGCCGUUACAUGGGGGCCGUAUUUCAUAUUACAAUGUUUUAUCGGCCAGCAGAUCAACCCUAUGCUGGCUGGCUAUUUGCAAGUGAUGGGGCAUUCAAAUGUUGCUCUCGAUCCAAUUUUGUAUGCCCUAUUUCACCAAAAUAUAAGAAAACACGUAAUUUUGAAAUUUAAAAAAUUAAAAACUUGUUGCAAAUCACGAAAAAAUACUGUAAGCGGUGCAGAACUGACACGAACAAAUUUUCCUCCCCGUACUGUGUGCAAUGUUUCCUCCCACAAAUCUGUAGAACCACCGUCAGCAAUUUCGGGGGACGAAGUUGGAGUUGUUGGCGAUAAACAUUCGUCGUUGGGUCGGGAUCGCAGUUCUUCAUCUUUUUCUUAUGAUGAUUUGAUAUUACGAAUAUCCGACAUACGACGUAGGAGUGAACCUUUGACGGAGAAAUCCGGGCCCAGUGAAUUCAUCAACAAUGCUUUCGCACUACCAACUGUGGAUCCCGUCGAUGAGAAUAAAUCUUUGAGAAGCGAGUCGUCCACCAAUUCAUUGCCUGAUGCAUCGAAUGCUAGUUUACCCAAUAGCACAGCUGAUACGUGAUAUUUUACUUUUUUCAAAUCACGUACCCUUGUCAAACGCGAAGUGGAUUCUAACUUAUAGAUAGAAUUAUUGAGUUGGUAAGUAUUGGACGGAAUAUUUCCCAUUUGAAACGUUUACCCAUAUACAAAACAUACUUAUGUUACUAAAUUUCCAAGAGAAACCCUCUUGUCAGAGCGACAAUCGGCUUUUUUCAGUCUGAGUAACUACUGCUAUGACUGAAUUUUACAUUGGUAACUCCAUCUUGUUGCUUUUAUUCAUUGUUCUUCACAUCUGUUUUUUCUAGUAUUAAUUUAUAUUACUCGAUAUUGUGAUUUUUUAAUUCAAAUUUAUUUUUUCAUAUUUUAUUUAUUGAAAAAAAUCAAGGCGAUGUUUGUUAAAAAUAGUCAACAAGAUGAAAGCCAAUUAUCUGACACACACAUAAAGCAUUUCACUCUACUAAAGAGAUAAGGAGCUCCUGUAUACAAAAUAUAUAGAAGAUCUAUGCUAUGUACUGGAAGAUAGUUUCAAAGUCAUCAAGAUAGAUGUAAUUAAUUUGUGAUAAAGUUAUGGGUGUCAUAUUUUGUAUGUAAUCGCUAACAAUUAUCUACCAGCUAAAUUAUAAUUACCGCCAUUCACUUUUGUUUGAAGAAGUAAUUUUUUUCAAUUUCCAACUGAAAAAAGAAAUUGAAAUAAUACGAU